AUGUCCAAAUUCACCAGACUAUACCUGCGCGUGCCGCAGCCAACGACGCUCUUUGGCUGCAUCAGCCUGCAGACCGGCACGGAACUCAUCUCGCUCGCACUCGUUUUCAACAAGGUGACGGGCGUCUACGGGCUGCUCGCCAUCCUCACGGGGUACCAGCUGUCGCUGCUCCAGCUGUCGACGUACGUCUACUCGAUUGGCGUGCUGGGCCUGCUCAUCUUCCUGAUCCCACACAUCCGGCGACAGACGCCCUUCGAGUGCCUGGCGCUGGCAUGGGUGUACAUUCUGGACGCGUGCAUCAACGCGGCGUACACGGCCGCGUUUGGGCUGGACUGGUACUUCCACAGCACGGCGACCGAGUCGGACACGCGGCCGGCGGGCCUGUCCAACACGGUCAUGGAGAGCAUCGAGGGGUUGAAGAAGGAGAGCGCCAUCCACGGGAAAGUGGUGCCGCAGGAGACUGCUAUGAGCAUGAUCUUCAUCGUGGCCGUCACCCUGAUCCGCGUCUACUUUAGCUUCGUCGUCAUGGCGUACGCGAGGCAGUCGCUGCAAAAGUACAUGCAGCUGAUGAUUAUGGAGGGCCCCGGCGUGGACGACUACGACGGCCCGUUUGCGCUGGAUCUGCCGGACGGCGAGGGCCGCCGGGGCCGUCUGGGCCGCAUCAUGGUGUCGCUUGGCCGCUCGUACUGGCUGGGUCACCUCGAGGACAAUGGCUGGUCGGGCAACAACAGCAGCAGACAGCGCAAGGUCAACGAGCCAGGGAUGCUUGCCGGCGAGGUUUAA
Messenger RNA from Akanthomyces muscarius, 783 nucleotides. RefSeq lists its product as uncharacterized. The transcript has 2 exons. The record is from RefSeq and is a predicted model, not a curated record. Gene Ontology annotation, biological process: inositol phosphoceramide metabolic process. The coding region runs from base 1 to 783 and encodes 260 amino acids. NCBI's taxonomy places the organism in Eukaryota, Fungi, Ascomycota, Sordariomycetes, Hypocreales, Cordycipitaceae. Gene Ontology annotation, cellular component: inositol phosphoceramide synthase complex; Golgi membrane. Gene Ontology annotation, molecular function: inositol phosphoceramide synthase regulator activity.